AUCCAAACUUUUUUUUUGACCGGCUUUUCACUGAGUUGGUCAAUUUUUUUCCUUUCUGAGUAAUGUCAAAAUUGUAACAGUAAGAUGCACAAAUCUCUCUCGAUUUAUAGAAGAAAACUAUCACAUGUCUGCAAUUUAAAGCCAUACAAGGAUACUAGAUGGCUAAUGCCAAAUGGGAAUCCAACGGGGUUAUUCGUGUACAACUGCGUAGCAGAUCAAAAAGUCCCAGUGAUUCUGAGUGAUCCUCAUAUAGGUACGUGGUACUCCUGUGGUCCAACUGUAUAUGACUCUGCACAUAUUGGCCAUGCAAGCUGCUAUGUAAAAUUAGAUAUUGUUCAACGAAUACUAAAAUCAUUUUUUAACAUAAAACUUGUAACAGCUAUGGGAAUAACAGAUAUUGAUGACAAGAUAAUCAAAAAAGGCAUAGAAACAAAAACAGAUUUUAGAACUAUUGCCAAGCAAUAUGAAUAUGAAUUUUGGCUUGAUAUGUCUAAUCUCAAUAUAGAAAAACCUUCAAUUAUCACUAGAGUAUCAGAGCAUAUUGGAUCAAUAGAACAAUUUAUCAAGAAGAUUAUUAACUCUGAAAUGGCAUAUGUCACAUCUGAUGGAUCAGUAUAUUUUGAUACAAGUAAAUUCUCAUCAUAUGGUAAGUUGCAUAAAAUGCAAGAAUCUGGAGAACCUUUAGAUGACUUUAAAAAGAAUAAAAUGGACUUUGCUCUUUGGAAGGGAAAGAAACCAGGGGAACCCUCAUGGCCUGUUUCUUGGGGAGAAGGGAGACCUGGGUGGCACAUAGAGUGUUCAGCUAUGGUGAGUAAAGUGUUUGGAUCACAACUAGACUUUCAUGCUGGUGGAGUAGACCUUCAGUUUCCUCAUCAUGAGAAUGAAGAAGCUCAAUCAUGUGCCUUCCACAACACAUUGCAAUGGGCCAACUACUGGAUACAUGUAGGACACUUACAUGUGAAAGGUGAUGCAAAAAUGUCUAAAUCAUUAAGAAACACUAUUUCUAUUUCUGAACUUUUAGAAAAGUAUAGUGCGGAUACAUUUAGAAUGGCAUGCCUCAUGUCAAAUUACAGAUACCCAAUGGAAUUCAGUGACCAGAUGAUGGAAACUGCUGAACAAACAUUAAAGAAUUUCAAAUUUUUCUUUAAAGAUGUCUGUGUUUAUGUUAACAACAGUAAUAUACAAAAUGGAGAUUACAACGAUAAAUUAUUAGAUGAUCUACAAAAAGUUGAACAUCAAAACCUUAAAUUUCUUAAAUCAGAUUUUGACACAGCUUCAUGUAUAAAUAAUUUAUCAAACUUCAUAUCAAAUACAAAUAAAAUAAUAAAAGCAGAUAACAAUGAAUACUAUCCAGUACCGAUGAUAUUAAUAGCCGAUUAUGUGACCACUGUUUUAUUGAACCUGGGUUUAACAUUAAAAGAGAGUAAACAAGACAAUGUUUCUGGUUCCAUUAUAGAUACUUUAGUUGAUUUCAGACAUACAGUAAGGUUAAAUGCCUUAACAAGAAAGGACAAAGAUCUACUAAAUGCUUGUGAUGUAGUAAGAGACAAACUGAAGGCAAUCAAAGUUCAAGUCAAUGAUAGUAAUCAAUCAUCUUCCUGGGUGUAUACUAGAUAAACAUUAAAAUGUAUUAUUUUAGUUACUUCUGUCUUUGUAAGAUAUGUAUAUACAAAUAUAUUUAAUUUUAAUAUUAUGUAAUAUUUUGUUUAUUAUA
This is a messenger RNA of Diatraea saccharalis (sugarcane borer), 1714 nucleotides long. Lineage: Eukaryota; Metazoa; Arthropoda; Insecta; Lepidoptera; Crambidae. The record is from the annotation of a GenBank genome assembly.